UUUACUAUGAGUGCGCGCAAUCUGUCACCUCUGCAUGCUAUCUAUCUCCUCAACUCCUUUCUCUUCUCCUCGUUCUCAUCGAUUCCCCUUCUUAACUCUCUUUCUAUAAUUCCACAACCAUCCUUUCUUCAUUUUCCUAAUUAUCUUCAAUAUUGAAUGCAUCGGUCCCUCUCAUCUCGUACACUGUGCUCUUCUUGUUCUCUACCUCAUCUAUCUCAUUCACAACUCAUUGUCCUUUUUUAUUAUCCCAUUUCUAUUUCUAAUUCUAAAAUAAGAAAAUUAAUUAAAACAUUGCAAUACCUUCUCUUAUAUAAGUUUAUUACUAGCUGUUACUUCCAAAUUGGUGUUGUUACUUACUAGAUCCAUUUUCUAUUUAUCAUCAUACAAAAAACAGAGAAACUAACAUAACAUAACACAUUAUUACAAAAACUAAAAUGAAAGAUUCAGAGAAGCUAAUUCUAAAUUCUGUAACUCCAACACAGCAACAACGAUCUACAAUACUCUCAAAUUCACCCAAGCUUAUGCUAUGGCUAAUCCUCUUAGUUUCUCUCACAUACUUUAUUUACACUCUCAAAAUCGUUUCAACUUCAACAAGCACAUGUAACCAUGGUCCAUUGACAAUCAACCAUCUCUCUUCCACCACCACCACGAUAAAUGCAGCACCAAACACCACUUCUAAUAUUUCUUCCUCUCAGAAAACAGAGCUGAAACACGUGGUGUUCGGAAUCGCAGCAUCUUCAAAACUCUGGGAACAGAGAAAAAACUACAUAAAACUAUGGUACAGAGAAAAAAAAAUGAGAGGAAUAGUUUGGAUAGACGAUAAAGUGAAUAGAAAUGAAAAUGAAGGGCUUCCAAUGGUGAGAAUCUCAGCAGACACAUCGAAUUUUCCUUACACGAACAAACAGGGACACCGUUCGGCAAUUAGAAUAUCGCGAAUCGUAUCCGAAACGGUGCGUUUAGGGAUGAAGGAUGUGAGGUGGUUUGUUAUGGGGGACGACGACACCGUAUUUGUGACGGAGAAUUUAUUGAGGGUUUUGAAUAAAUAUAAUCAUAAUGAGUAUUAUUAUAUUGGGAGUUUAUCGGAGAGUCAUUUGCAGAAUAUAUAUUUUUCAUAUGGUAUGGCAUACGGUGGUGGUGGAUUUGCGAUUAGUUAUGGUUUGGCGAAAGCAGUUGAGAAAAUGCAGGAUGGUUGUAUUAAAAGGUAUCCUGGACUUUAUGGUUCUGAUGAUCGAAUGCAAGCUUGUAUGGCUGAACUUGGUGUUCCACUCACCAAGGAAAUUGGUUUUCACCAGUAUGAUGUGUAUGGGAACCUAUUUGGGCUACUUGCAGCACAUCCAGUGACUCCAUUGGUAUCACUACAUCAUCUUGAUGUGGUUGAACCAAUCUUCCCAAACGUCACUAGACUAGAAGCUCUUCAACGUCUUACCAUACCAAUGAAACUUGACUCAGCAGGACUUGUUCAACAAUCAAUCUGCUAUGACAAACAAAAGAGUUGGACUAUUUCAGUUUCAUGGGGUUUUGCUGUUCAAAUAUUUCGUGGUAUAUUUUCACCAAGGGAAAUUGAAAUGCCUUCAAGAACAUUUCUCAAUUGGUAUAGAAGAGCUGAUUACACUGCAUAUGCUUUUAACACACGCCCUGUUACACGAAACCCUUGUCAGAAGCCUUUUGUGUUUUACUUUUCCAAGGCUAAAUUCAAUUCUUCAAUACAAAACACAGUGAGUAAAUAUGAAAGGCAUCGUGUUCCUCAUCCUGAAUGUCGGUGGAAGAUGGCUGAUCCUUCUUCUCUUGACAAAGUUGUUGUAUAUAAGAAACCAGAUCCACAUCUAUGGGAUAGAGCUCCAAGGAGAAACUGUUGCAGAGUGAUGAAAUCAAACAAGAAAGGAACCAUGGUGGUGGAUGUGGGUGUAUGUAAAGCUGGUGAAGUCAGCGAACCUUAGUUGUAACUUAUGACUCAUUGAUAUAAGGUUCUUGUCUAUAUUAAUUCUUUAUUUUUAUUUCUUCAUUUAUUGGGUCUAAAUGUGAAAUUUUGUCAUUUUCCUUGAAAUAGAAUGGGUUGUGGAAAGAAGGUAUGUGUGCAAAACAAUUGUAAUUUAUAGCUGUUAUUUUGGGAAAUUUUAAUUUAAUUUAAUGAAAUAAAGGAGAAGCUCAAUCUGUAUUUACUUGUCC
Molecule: messenger RNA, 2166 nt
Organism: Cicer arietinum (chickpea)
Lineage: Eukaryota; Viridiplantae; Streptophyta; Magnoliopsida; Fabales; Fabaceae
Source: RefSeq, a predicted model, not a curated record